CAUUACAUUACUCUUAGAAAGCUUACUUGUAACAUAACAUAUUGUUUAUUGUAAAUGGCUGAGAUUGACGUUGAAAGUUUGUUUAACUAUGCGGUGAAGGGGCAGUGGAGAGAGGCAUUAGAUGCCUACAACAAAAACCCGGAAACAUUGGAAGCUAAGAUCACAAAAGUGGAAGACACAGUGCUACACGUUGCUGUGCAUGUAGGCCAAACUUGCUUUGUGAAGAGUGUGUUAGAUAACAUCGACAAAGAGGUGUCUCUCAACAUCUUAUGCAUGCAAAACUCAAAGGGUAACACUCCCUUGCACCUUUCAGCACAGCUUGGGAACGUGGAAUUGUGCCACAACAUGGCCAAAAGGGACCCCAAACUCGUUUGUUUUCGCAACGUUGAAGGUGAGACCCCUCUUUUCUUGGCAGCUGUUCAUGGCAAGAGAGAGGCUUUCUUUUGUCUCCAUGAAAACCAACAAAGAAGACGUGAUGAUGAGGAGGAUGGCUCGUUGUUGGUUAGGAAAAGCAACGGGGAUACCAUUCUUCAUUCUACCAUCGUUAGUGAAUACUUUGGUUUGGCGCUUCAAAUAAUAGAGUUGUACCCAAACCUUGUGAAUUCUGUAAACCAGGACGGGUUAUCACCUCUGCAGAUUCUUGCAGCGAAGCCUAAUUGUUUCAAAAGCAGCACGCGGAUGGAGUUACUUCAGAGUAUUAUUUACAAGUGUUCGAUUGUUGAUGAGAUUGAGGAAACAUAUGAUAUACGUUGUAAUGAAGCAGACACAACUCAUCACUACCCUAUGAACUAUGAAACAUGCGCCACCUUCUUAUCAUUGUUGAAGAGUACUUCAAUUCGAAAAGAUGACAACGCUGCAAGCAAUGAUGAAGAGAAUAAUGUCUCCCGAAAAUCUGAGGAAGAACAAGCAAAGAAAUUGGAAAAGAAACGCUACCUGUUCCCUCCCAAUUGGGGAGCAACGAUCCAAUUCCUAACCCAUAUGAUGAAGAUCUUGCUAAUCAUUUGCGGUUUUGGAGCAUCUUGGAUAGGGAAAAUCCAACGAAAGAAGGUGAAACACAUUCUAGCCAAGCAAGUGAUGAAUGAACUAAUUCAGCGAACUUGUUCUUCUUCCCUGUACAAGCAUGACCACACUGGAACAAGUAACAUAAAUAGUAGUACUAGUAGUAAUAAUCAAAGUAAGGAGAAAGGAUGUUAUCAGAAAAUAAGAAGAACAGAUUCACCUAUUUUGAUUGCAGCAAAGAUGGGAGUGGCAGAGAUGGUUGAGAAGAUUCUUGAGACAGACCCAGUGGCAAUCCAUGACGUGGACGCUGAUAACAAGAAUGUUGUUCUUCUGGCCAUAGAGAACAGGCAACCUCAUGUUUACAGCUUGUUGAAUGAGAGGAGCAUGAUUAAAGAGACUGCAUUUCGUCAAGUGGAUAACCAAGGGAACAGUGCUUUGCAUCUUGCUGCCACCUAUAGGAGUUAUAAGCCAUGGCGUAUCCCUGGUGCUGCAAUGCAAAUGCAGUGGGAAUACAAGUGGUAUAAGCUAGUUAAGAACUCCAUGCCACCAAAUUUCUAUGAACGUUACAACGAGAACGGGCAAACAGCGAAGCAGGUAUUCAUAAGUACACACGAGAGACUCGCAAAAGAAGGUGGUAAAUGGCUGUCCAAAACCUCAGAAUCAUGCUCGUUGGUAGCAGCACUUGUUGCAACCGUUGCAUUCACAACCUCAACAGCUGUACCAGGCGGUCCGAAUCAAAACACAGGUUAUCCAUUGUUUCAAGGAAGACUGGCUUUCAACAUCUUCGCCAUAGCAUCACUUGUUGCCCUUUGUUCCUCUGUCACUGCCCUUGUUUUGUUCCUCUCAAUACUCACAUCUCGGUUCCAAGAAAAGGAUUUCGCAAUGGACUUGCCGAGAAAGCUUCUUCUGGGAUUGACCACACUCUUCACAUCUAUAGCAUCUGUCUUGGUCUCAUUCUGUGCAGGACAUUUCUUCAUAGUUGAAGACGAGCUGAAGUUUGCAGUUUAUCCCAUAUAUGCUGCUACGUGUUUGCCUGUGUCACUUUUUGCAUUUGUUCAACUUCCUCUCUACUUUGAUCUCUCCUUGGCUAUGAUAAGGAAGGUUCCUCAGCGCAGCUAUAAAGUGCUCUCUCACGAAUCACAUCAUCAUUAGCUCAAGUUGUUGUCCAUUAAUAUUACACUUUUGCCCUACUCAUUUCCUUGUUUAAGAACUUUUUUGUUGAGCUCAUUUCCAUGUUAAUAAGCAAUUAUCAUAGGCACCUUUGUAGGGAACUAUACAAUUUGUACAUUUCAUUUCACACCAUUUAUCUGUCUAUUUGUUUAUAAUAUAUUAACUUAAAAUGUGAGUUGUUAAUCACUUUUCUGCCAGUUCCCAAGUUUUUAUGG
This is a messenger RNA of Glycine soja, 2384 nucleotides long. RefSeq lists its product as uncharacterized. NCBI's taxonomy places the organism in Eukaryota, Viridiplantae, Streptophyta, Magnoliopsida, Fabales, Fabaceae. The record is from RefSeq and is a predicted model, not a curated record. The transcript is spliced from 7 exons. Bases 55 to 2151 code for a protein of 698 amino acids. Gene Ontology annotation, molecular function: protein binding.